CCCACCCGCUCGUUCGUUCGUUCUCCGCAACCUCGGACCUAUCUCCUUCCUUUGAAGAGAUCAAAGGUCGAUGAUUUGUUGCUACAUCCACACGUCUGAAAAAGUCCAGCUUGACUACAUCUCUGACCAAAUCUGGAAAACCUCCGGUCUAUAAAUCGCAUCCCGCACCGUCCUCUCUGUGAUUCGUAUCGAUCUGCUGCAAUGAACACCAUCCUCAAGCAUUCGUCCCAGGCCUCCGUUGCCCGUUCCUUCGGCGGCCCCGCCCCCAAGGGUCUUGUUCCCACCCUGUCCAACUCUCUUGCCCAGCGCAAGGCAUUCUACCACAUCCCCUACGGCGGACCUGAUGUCUGCUUUGGCGGCGUCAAGCACUUUGUUGCCCUCAAGGACUUUUCGACUCCUCAGGUUCUCUCGCUCGUGCGCCGGGCCCUGGAAAUCAAGGCCUUCAUGAAGGCCGAGUCGACGCACUCGACCCCCAAUUCUCUCCCUUUCAAGGGCAAGACUCUUGCCAUGAUCUUCACCAAGCGAAGCACCCGUACUCGUGUUUCUGCCGAGGCCGGAUGGGCCUACUUUGGUGGCCAUCCCAUGUUUUUGGGCAAGGAGGACAUCCAGAUCUCUGGCGGAGAGCCCCUGAUGGACACUGCCAUUGUCGUCAGUAGCAUGGUUGACGCUAUCCUGGCCCGAGUUGGCGAGCACUCUGAGAUUGAGACCUUGGCGGCUCAUUCUACGGUUCCCGUCAUCAACGCGUUGACGGCCAAGUUCCACCCGCUGCAGAUCCUUGCCGAUCUGAUGACUCUCUACGAGACCUAUCUUCCCGAUUGUCUCGAUCACGAGGGCCCCCUUCCCCUUCCGCUAUUCAAGAACCUGAAGGUCGCCUGGGUUGGCGAUGCCAACAACAUCCUGCAUUCUCUCAUGACCACUUUGCCCCGUGUUGGCAUUUCGUUUUCGGUUGCCACACCCAAGGGCUACCAGCCCGAGUCUGACGUUGUCGAGUUCGCCCUCAAGAACUCGCGUGGCGGCGAAAACGGCGACGAAUCGUAUGGCGAGAUCAGCUUCACCACCGACCCGCUCGUCGCCAUCAACGGCGCCGAUGUCAUCAUCACCGAUACCUGGGUCUCGAUGGGCCAAGAGGCCGAGAAAGCCAAGCGCCUGAUGGAGUUUGCCGGCUACCAGAUCACCGAGGCCAUGGCCAAGUCUGGCCAUGCCAAACCCAACUGGAAGUUCAUGCACUGCCUGCCCCGCAAGAAAGAAGAGGUUGACGACGAGGUCUUCUAUAACCCUGCCCGGUCGAUCGUCUUCCCCGAGGCUGAGAACCGAAAGUACACGGUCAUGUCUGUCUAUGAGAUGCUCAUGAUCCGUGCCCGCGAUGACUGAUUGAUCUGGCAAAGAUGUGUGCCAUCGCUGCGUCCCCUCCACAACUCCUCCCCUGUAUGCAUUUCUUUCUUUUUCCUUAAUGCCAUGAACGACACGGAUCACGCGCACGCCUGAUUCGAUUGCUGGUUGCUGCCUUUUGUUUUCCCUGGCGCUCCAAAUACACACCCAUUUAUCGAUAUCGAGAACCUGCGCUCUGGGCAGCAAACUCACUCGGAAACAAUACACCCCCAACACGCGG
Messenger RNA from Polychytrium aggregatum, 1609 nucleotides. Its product is annotated as mitochondrial ornithine carbamoyltransferase. Lineage: Eukaryota; Fungi; Chytridiomycota; Chytridiomycetes; Polychytriales. Gene Ontology annotation, molecular function: amino acid binding; ornithine carbamoyltransferase activity. Gene Ontology annotation, biological process: L-citrulline biosynthetic process. The coding region runs from base 202 to 1371 and encodes 389 amino acids. The transcript has 4 exons. Gene Ontology annotation, cellular component: mitochondrion. The record is from RefSeq and is a predicted model, not a curated record.